AUGUGGUUGAUCGAGCACGGAGGUUACAAGUCGGUGAAAUAUAUUGGAGAAAGUCAGGUGGGACGACGUCGCCAGCUCGGUGUCUUCGUGGUGCUCGGACAGGCUGAGGGGCUGGGCGUCUGCGAAGUACCCGAGCGGGCUGAGGGGCUGGGUGUCUGCGAAGUACCCGAACGGGCUGAGGGGCUGGGCGUCUGCGAAGUUCUCGAGCGGGCUGAGGGCGAGCUGGUUGAGGGAGUUGACGCCUUCGAAGUACUCGAACAGGGUCAGGGACAGCCAGCCGGGGGACUUGGGGUCUUCGGCGUACUCGGGCCGGCUGGAGCAUUUGGUGUCUUCGAAGGAUCUGAGCCGGCUGGUUUCCGGCUAUUUGGUGGCUGA
Molecule: messenger RNA, 375 nt
Organism: Melampsora larici-populina 98AG31
Lineage: Eukaryota; Fungi; Basidiomycota; Pucciniomycetes; Pucciniales; Melampsoraceae
Exons: 2
Coding region: 1-375 (124 amino acids)
Source: RefSeq, a predicted model, not a curated record